AUGUUUAAUGCAAACGGAACAUUCGAUAUCUAUGAAGAUACAGAAAUUACCAUCAGCAAUCUUUCGGAGCUGGCAACAUUCACGGACAUUCCAAAGAGUCGCCGUGGCUACCAACUGACUGUAAGAUCGUGUAGCCGGGUCUUCGUUAGUCGAAAAUGCGACAGAGAAGAGACCUGGAGGGUGCCCGUUGAACGCCAGAAGAUUAAGAAUGGGCUUCGAUUUGAGUUGGAAACAACCGCAAAUCUGCGUCUAGACAUGGAAUGUCUACCGACAUUGGUGGAGGAGGAGGACGCAGCAGCCGUAGUAGUGGUGGUGGCCGGCGCAUUCAGGUGCUCAGGCGGUCACGAGACUCGGAGGGCGUGA
Messenger RNA from Mesocestoides corti, 363 nucleotides. The record is from the annotation of a GenBank genome assembly. NCBI's taxonomy places the organism in Eukaryota, Metazoa, Platyhelminthes, Cestoda, Cyclophyllidea, Mesocestoididae.